Molecule: messenger RNA, 657 nt
Organism: Angiostrongylus costaricensis
Lineage: Eukaryota; Metazoa; Nematoda; Chromadorea; Rhabditida; Metastrongylidae
Source: the annotation of a GenBank genome assembly
UAUUAUUGCCUGAAUUCAGGUGUUCUCGAUGGUUUCUUCAUGACUCCUCUGAACGACUCAGACGUACCACAGCGUAGUAGAGUGAGUUUCCUGUCGACGGAGAUGACUGAGGCGAAGCAAAUUGGGGUGCGUGGAUUGUCUUGCUAUGGCUUCCGCAUGAUGGACGGGAGUUUCCUUUAUGGGCCUGUAGCCCUUUUUCCGAAAUCCGUUUUGUCGUGGCGUGUCCACACUCCCGAAGACAUUAUGCCACGGUCCCUCAGUCUUUUUGCAAUGUUGGAACCAAAGAUUGACAUCCUCAUUAUUGGAGCUGGCGACAAGAAGAACAUUGACAAAGUACGGGCUCAAAUCGCUCCAUUCUUAAGGGAACAUUCCAUCGGCCUAGAGAUUUCUGACACAGAAGAUGCCAUUGCGACCUUCAAUUUCCUGAAUUCUGAGGGACGUUACAUUGCUGCAGGACUUUACCCUCCAGAUGAUUUGAUCAUAACAGAUGCCGAGUAUGGACGGGCCAUGAACCUUUUAAGAGCUUGGGACACUGUAGAAGAGCAUCCCUUGUUCUGGGGUUUGGAUGAUUCGAUCAACCAAGCAGAAGAUCUCGUAAAAAAAAUUUGGAGUGGAGGAGAUUUUGAGAAGCUUCGUGACAAGGUGAAUAAUAUUUAA